CAACGGACUAACACAGGAGAGAAACCAUUUAAAUGUAUUGAGUGUGGAAAGAGCUUCAGUCAGAGUGGAGCACUUAGAAAACAUCAACGGACUCAUACAGGAGAGAAACCAUUUAAAUGUAUGGAGUGUGGAAAGAGCUUCAGUCAGAGUGAACACCUUAGAACACAUCAACGAACUCACACAGGAGAGAAACCAUUUAAAUGCAUGGAGUGUGGAAAGAGCUUCAGUCAGAGUGAACACCUUAGAAUUCAUCAACGGACUCACACGGGGGAGAAACCAUUUAAAUGCAUGGAGUGUGGAAAGAGCUUCACUAAUAAUGGAACACUAAGCCGACAUCAACGGACUCACACGGGGGAGAAACCAUUUAAAUGUAUGGAGUGUGGAAAGAGCUUCAUUCAGAGUGGAGAACUUAGAAUUCAUCAACGAUCUCACAUGGGUGAGAAACCAUUUAAAUGCAUGGAGUGUGGAAAGAGCUUCAAUGAGAGUCGAAAACUAAGAAUUCAUCAACGCACUCACACGGGGGAGAAACCAUUUAAAUGCAUGGAGUGUGAAAAGAGCUUCACUGAGAGUGGAAACCUUAGAACACAUCAACGGACUCACACAGGGGAGAAACCAUUUAAAUGUAUGGAGUGUGGGAAGAGCUUCAGUCAAAGUGGAGACCUUAGAAUUCAUCAACGGACUCACACAGGAGAGAAACCAUUUAAAUGCAUGGAGUGUGGAAAGAGCUUCAGUCAGAGUGGAGACCUUAGAAUUCAUCAACGAACUCACACAGGGGAGAAACCAUUUAAAUGUAUAGAGUGUGGGAAGAGCUUCAGUCAAAGUGGAGACCUUAGAAUUCAUCAACGGACUCACACAGGAGAGAAACCAUUUAAAUGCAUGGAGUGUGGAAAGAGCUUCAGUGAAAGUGGAACACUAAGAAUUCAUCAACGGACUCACACAGGGGAGAAACCAUUUAAAUGUAUGGAGUGUGGAAAGAGCUUCAGUCAGAGUGGAACACUAAAAAAUCAUCAACGGACUCACACGGGGGAGAAACCAUUUAAAUGCAUGGAGUGUGGAAAGAGCUUCAGUCAGAGUGGAGACCUUAGAAUUCAUCAACGAACUCACACGGGUGAGAAACCAUUUAAAUGCAUGGAGUGUGGGAAGAACUUCAGUAAAAGUGGAACCCAUAGAAUUCAUCAACGGACUCACACGGGGGAGAAACCAUUUAAAUGCAUGGAGUGUGGAAAGAGCUUCAAUGAGAGUCGAACAUUAAGAAUUCAUCAACGGACUCAUACGGGAGAGAAACCAUUUAAAUGCAUGGAAUGUGGAAAGAGCUUCACUGAUAGUGGACACCUUAGAAAACAUCAACGGACUCACACAGGAGAGAAACCAUUUAAAUGCAUGGAGUGUGGAAAGAGCUUCACUUAUAGUGGAACACUAAGAAUUCAUCAACGGACUCACACGGGGGAGAAACCAUUUAAAUGCAUCGAGUGUGGAAAGAGCUUCACUAAUAGUGGAGCACUUAGAAAACAUCAACGGACUCAUACAGGAGAGAAACCAUUUAAAUGUAUGGAGUGUGGAAAGAGCUUCAGUCAAAGUGGAGACCAUAGAAUUCAUCAACGGACUCACACGGGGGAGAAACCAUUUAAAUGCAUGGAGUGUGGGAAGAACUUCAGUAAAAGUGGAACCCAUAGAAUUCAUCAACGAACUCACACAGGGGAGAAACCAUUUAAAUGUAUGGAGUGUGGGAAGAGCUUCAGUCAAAGUGGAAACCAUAGAAUUCAUCAAGAGACUCACACAGGGGAGAAACCAUUUAAAUGUAUGGAGUGUGGGAAGAGCUUCAGUCAAAGUGGAGACCUUAGAAUUCAUCAACGGACUCACACAAGAGAGAAACCAUUUAAAUGCAUGGAGUGUGGAAAGAGCUUCAGUGAAAGUGGAACACUAAGAAUUCAUCUACGGACUCACACAGGUGAGAAACCAUUUAAAUGUAUGGAGUGUGGAAAGAGCUUCAGUCAGAGUGGAACACUAAAAAUUCAUCAACGGACUCACACAGGGGAGAAACCAUAUAAAUGUACGGAGUGUGGAAUGAACUUCACUACUAGUGGAACACUAAGACUACAUCAACGGACUCACACGGGAGAAACCAUUUAAAAGUAUGGAGUGUGGGAAGAGCUUCUGUACAAGAGGAAUUCUUACAAAACAUCAACAGACUCAUGCAGGGGAGAAACCUUGUAAGUGCCAGGGAAGUGGACAGAGGUUCAGUUCUAGUGGAAGUCUUACAAACCGUCAAAAAAACUCUUGAGGGGUAGGAGGUGUAAGGGGGUAAACUAUGAGCCAUCAAUUAUCUCAAAGAAGAGAAAAGGUUUAAAUAGAAGGAGUGUGGAAUCUGCUUUGGUUAUUAUGGAACACUUUUUAGAGUGUAGAACCUGUUUCUCUCCAAGUUGACACUUUCUUUCACAUCCAUAACAGGAAAUCAAUCUUAAAUGCAUGCAGUGUAUGUGAGCCUUUGUUGUUUGUAUGUAACGUUGUCUAGACAUGUAUUUAAAGUAAUGAAGGUAAUAUUUUACAAUAGUAAGCAUAAUUCUUAAGAUUUAGUGUCAGGAAUAUAACGUAGUCCUGGACACAGCAGAGUUAACCGCAGGUUU
Lacerta agilis (Sand lizard) is the source of this 2624-nucleotide messenger RNA. RefSeq names its product oocyte zinc finger protein XlCOF6-like. The annotation marks the transcript as partial. Gene Ontology annotation, biological process: central nervous system development; regulation of transcription by RNA polymerase II. The record is from RefSeq and is a predicted model, not a curated record. Gene Ontology annotation, molecular function: RNA polymerase II cis-regulatory region sequence-specific DNA binding; DNA-binding transcription factor activity, RNA polymerase II-specific. The transcript has a single exon. Gene Ontology annotation, cellular component: nucleus. NCBI's taxonomy places the organism in Eukaryota, Metazoa, Chordata, Lepidosauria, Squamata, Lacertidae.